AUGACGAUAUCAGAGCUGAUAGAACGAAAACAGAGGCAAAUUAACGGUGACCUUGAAGAAGAGGAUGAUUGCAGAGAAAAGUUCCCCUCGGUGGGACCAAUGUUGGCGACAAAAUUGGGUGGUUUUUGUAACAAAAAGCUACUACUGAAGCGGAUGCCCAUUCUCCAUUGGCUGCCGACUUAUGAGGCGAACUAUCUGAUCGAAGACAUCGUGGCCGGAUUAUCGGUGGGACUUACCGUCAUUCCUCAGGGAAUAGCAUUUGCGGUGAUGGCCAAUCUGGAGCCGCAGUAUGGAUUGUAUUCUGCGUUCAUGGGAUGCUUUGUCUACUGCCUGUUUGGAAGCUGUAAGGAUCUUACCAUUGGACCGACGGCAAUUAUGGCACUGAUGGUGCAGGUAUACGUGGGUGGUCUCGGCGUGGAUUUUGCUGUUUUGCUGACGUUUUUGGUGGGUUGUAUUAUUUUGAUUCUCGGACUCCUCAAUCUAGGAUUUUUGGUGCAAUUUAUAUCAAUGCCAGUUACAGCUGGAUUUACAUCUGCCGCAGCAAUCACAAUUGCGAGUGGACAGGUUAAAUCUUUGCUUGGAUUACCAGGAAGAUCAAACGAAUUUAUCGAAUCAUGGCUUAAUGUCUAUCGACAUUUCGGCGAAACAAAACUGUGGGAUGCACUUUUGGGUAUUUCUACGAUCAUUAUCCUUGUGUUACUUCGUAGCGUCCGUGGCAAAUGGUCGAUGGUUGGAAAGUAUCUUGCGUUAUCAAGAAAUGCGAUCGUCGUUAUUGGAGGUGCUGCGCUGGCGUACUUUUUUGCAGCAUCCGGGAGCAAUCCAUUCUCGUUGACAGGAACCGUCACACCCGGACUUCCACCAGUGAAACUGCCACCGUUCAGCACGGUACUUAACAAUCAAACGGUACCAUUUCCGGAAAUGUCCUCUAAGCUUGGCUCUUCGAUCGUAGCACUACCGUUAAUAGCAAUCCUCGAGACGAUCGCGAUCGUAAAGGCAUUCUCGAAAGGAAAAUCAAUCGAUGCCACCCAGGAACUCAUUGCUCUGGGUUUGUGUAACAUUUUCAGUUCCUUUGUAUCGUCCAUGCCCAUCACUGGAUCCUUCACACGAACUGCUGUUAACAACAACAGUGGCGUUCGAACGCCGUUAGGUGGCGUAGCGACCGGAGUGCUCGUUUUAAUGUCUCUAGGCUUGUUAACGGAUACUUUCUAUUUCAUACCGAAGUCUGUACUGGCUGGUGUGAUGAUUGCCGCCAUGUUCUUUAUGGUGGAGUUUCACGCUGCUGCGGAAAUUUGGCGCACCAAGAAGGUUGACAUUAUUCCGUUUGUAGUGACGAUAAGUGCAUGCCUGCUGCUUGGUCUAGAGUAUGGUAUGCUCAUAGGCAUUGGGUUAAAUAUUUGCUUUGUACUAUACAUGACGUCACGUCCGGGCAUUGAUCAGGCACUGUUCCGAACGGCUUGUGGCAUUGAGGCCAUGGUCGUGAAACCGGACCAAAGUCUUAUCUAUUCCUCCAUCGAAUACUUAAAGCAUAAAAUAGUGAAAAUGACGGAUAAGACUCAAGUGUCGGUUGUGAUAAUCGACGGCAGCAAUGUAAGCUACGUUGAUUCUACGGCCGCUAAAAUCCUUGCCAGCACCGUUGAUGAGCUGGUGCUCCGCAAGUGUUCAGUAUUAUUUUGGAACUGGAACAGAUCGGUCAAGUGCACAUUGUUGCGAUUAAAUAAACCUUUAUUUUACCCUUUGUUUAAGUAUGGUGGCUUGGAGCAUUUAGGAAACGAAGUUUGCAAAGACGCUUUACCUUAAUAGGGUUGGUUCGAAUUCAACAGCACGGUGAGCAACGUUUAUUGGGGUUUUGCAUACAUUCCGCAUUGGGGGAGUAGCAACUAACGUGUAGUUUAAAAGUUUAGUUUAAAUAAAUCAUAU
This is a messenger RNA of Anopheles coustani, 1917 nucleotides long. Its product is annotated as sodium-independent sulfate anion transporter-like. Bases 1 to 1797 code for a protein of 598 amino acids. The record is from RefSeq and is a predicted model, not a curated record. Gene Ontology annotation, biological process: transmembrane transport. The transcript is spliced from 4 exons. Gene Ontology annotation, molecular function: sulfate transmembrane transporter activity. Gene Ontology annotation, cellular component: membrane. NCBI's taxonomy places the organism in Eukaryota, Metazoa, Arthropoda, Insecta, Diptera, Culicidae.